Molecule: messenger RNA, 699 nt
Organism: Knipowitschia caucasica
Lineage: Eukaryota; Metazoa; Chordata; Actinopteri; Gobiiformes; Gobiidae
Source: the annotation of a GenBank genome assembly
AUGUCUUCCAGCCCGCACAUUAUCUUCCUGUCCCAGAGUGUCUUGGGUGUUUCUGAUGGGGAAUCCCCACCGGACGUGUCUCUGUGCGGGUCCCGGUUGUGUCAUGAGAUCGCACACUCCUGGUUUGGUUUGGUCAUCGGGGCGCAGGACUGGACUGAGGAGUGGAUCAGUGAAGGCUUUGCCACCUACUUGGAAGAUAUAAUUUGGGCCCAUGCUCAGAAACUCUCAGUGGAGGAGGCAGCAGAACAGUCCGACCUCAAGGCACUGCUGCGGUGGAGACGUCUUUCAGAUGAGCUCCAGAACUCACAAGAACAACUGCAAAUCCUCCGACCCAACCUGGACAGUACUGGUGCAGUCAAUGAGUCUGGAUCGUCCACAGUCAAACAUGCUCUCAACCCGGACAAAACAUUCAUGCAAGUCCAUUAUCUAAAGGGCUUCUUCCUUCUCACAUUUUUGGCCAGUCAAGUCGGAAAGCAACAGUUCAUCGACUUCUUCCGGGUAUUUGUGAAGAAGUACCACGGGCAGCUCAUCCUCUCUCAGGACUUCCUGAAAAUGGUGCUGUUUACCUUUCCCGACAUCGAGCGGAAAGGCCUGACCCUCAGCACUAUUUAUGCUGACUGGCUCGAUCGCCCGGGAAUUCCAACGGAGCUGGCCGGACGAGGCCCCGAAUCAUUGACAGCCUUCUCAGCCAACCACUGA